Messenger RNA from Mauremys mutica (yellowpond turtle), 1747 nucleotides. RefSeq names its product heterogeneous nuclear ribonucleoprotein A/B (gene HNRNPAB). The record is from RefSeq and is a predicted model, not a curated record. Gene Ontology annotation, molecular function: RNA binding. Gene Ontology annotation, biological process: regulation of gene expression. The coding region runs from base 208 to 1161 and encodes 317 amino acids. The transcript is spliced from 8 exons. Gene Ontology annotation, cellular component: nucleoplasm. NCBI's taxonomy places the organism in Eukaryota, Metazoa, Chordata, Testudines, Geoemydidae.
GGAAGGCUGCGGUGCGGGCUGGAGAGUGCGUGUCUCUCGCGGGGAGGGGGUGACGGCGGGGCCAGUCGAGGAGCAGCAGCUGCGCGCCGCGCGAAGGGAUCCCAGCUCGAGCUCACGCGGGGAUUUUAAUCCGAUUCCGGCCGGCCCGGAUUUUACCGAGAGCGGGUUUUAAGGCGGUUCUGUCUCCAGCCUCGGGAGACGGGCAGGAUGUCCGAAGUGGAGCAGCAGGUGGCGGAUCCCGCCGACGCCACCCAGAACGGGCACGAAGCGGCCGAAGGCGCCGGGGAGCAGCAGGCCGAGAGCGGCGGAGCGGCGGCGCCGGUGGCCGCCAGCCAGAACGGAGCCGAAGGCGACCAGAUCAACGCCAGCAAGAACGAGGAGGAUGCGGGGAAAAUGUUUGUUGGUGGCCUCAGCUGGGAUACAAGCAAAAAAGACUUGAAAGACUACUUCACUAAAUUUGGUGAAGUGGCUGACUGUACAAUAAAGAUGGACCCGAACACAGGAAGAUCAAGAGGUUUUGGAUUUAUUUUGUUCAAAGAAGCUGGAAGUGUUGACAAGGUAUUGGAACAGAAAGAACACAGGUUAGAUGGGCGACUUAUUGACCCAAAAAAGGCCAUGGCAAUGAAAAAAGAUCCAGUGAAGAAAAUUUUUGUUGGUGGACUUAACCCUGAAGCCACAGAAGAGAAAAUCCGGGAAUACUUUGGAGAGUUUGGAGAGAUUGAAGCAAUUGAACUUCCAAUGGAUCCAAAGACCAACAAAAGGAGAGGCUUUGUGUUCAUCACUUUCAAGGAAGAAGAUCCAGUCAAGAAGAUCUUGGAGAAAAAAUUCCAUAAUGUUAGCGGAAGCAAGUGUGAGAUCAAGGUAGCGCAGCCGAAGGAAGUAUACCAGCAGCAACAAUUCAGUAGUGGUGGAGGAAGAGGCAGCUAUGGAGGAAGAGGCAGAGGUGGAAGAGGUGCUCAAAGUUAUGGCAAUUACUGGACCCAGGGUUAUGGGAAUCAAGGAUACGGCUAUCAGCAAGGUUAUGGUGGCUAUGGAGGCUAUGAUUAUUCAGGAUGUGGGUAUUAUGAAUAUGGACCAGGCUAUGAUUACAGUCAAGGCAGUGCAAAUUAUGGGAAAAGUCCAAGACGUGGUGGUCAUCAGAAUAAUUACAAGCCAUAUUGAUCAAAUUUAUUCAGGUAUGCAGUGGCAUGGUCUCUUUUAGAAAAUGACUGCAUAGGUUUUGUACUCAAUGCUGUAGAUGGAUAUUACAAUUAUGUACCAAAUUUAACUUUACAAUAAAUUUCUAUGGCCUGUUAAAUGUGCAUCUUAAGAGCUCCCUGGAAAUGUCUUACAUGUUUAAUAUUUACAGAACUAGUUGUCUAGACAGUGUGGUGUGUAAACUUCAGUCUUGCUGAAGAUAUUAAUUAAUGAUUUUAUUAAUAGGUUAAACUGAAACUGAUUUUUUGAGGGUCUGCUUAAAGCUGCAGCUCUGCAACUAGGGACUGCCUCUUGGAGUUUACUAUGGACUCUGCAUUACUCCAGUUGUACAGAAUGAGAUGUAUCUUAGGGAACCAGUGUCACUUUCCACCUUUUAUUUUGUAUUGUUUUUGUGUCAUACAUUUCCUGUAAUGGAAGUGUUAAUUUUACUGUACUUUUUGGUACCUUUUUGGAAUCUAAUGUAUUGUAAGGUAUUUUACAUGUGUUCUGAUUCACCAUGACAUGGAUAUUGAAGCUAUCCUAGCUUUUGAAAUAAAAAAGGUGUAAUCUA